Salvelinus sp. IW2-2015 is the source of this 1153-nucleotide messenger RNA. RefSeq names its product WW domain binding protein VOPP1. Gene Ontology annotation, cellular component: cytoplasmic vesicle membrane. NCBI's taxonomy places the organism in Eukaryota, Metazoa, Chordata, Actinopteri, Salmoniformes, Salmonidae. The record is from RefSeq and is a predicted model, not a curated record.
GGCUGUUUUGUUAGCGAAAGGGGGCGUGGAUUACCGUAAAUCCUAAUGUAAUGCAGCUGUUAGGAUAGCCUGCAUAAUGUCAUUGACUACCUUCUUUUUUAUCUUUCUUUGGAGCAGUUUUGCUUCAAAAUGAUAUGAUCUAAUCGCGGAAACAAUGCCACUAGACCAACAGGAACUCGAGCUAACAUUGGCGCUGUCACUGCUCCUAUCCCGCAUUGACUGCUGGGUUACGCGGAGGCUCGUCGGUCGUAUGCUUUGUGUGAUGCGGGAAGCUGCUGAACGUUUUGUAGUGGAAUGAAAUCGACAUUGUGAUAAGGACUUUGUUCAUCUUUUCAUUCAAAACGGAGUUUGAAAUUCGGCAAGGAGAGAUGAAGAAUCUACUCCCUGGGAUAGUCCUGACGUUUUUUAUAUUUUUAGAGUGCAUAGAGGCCAAAAAGUACUGCUGGUAUUUUGAAGGCGGAUACCCCAUCUACUUUAUAUGCCGCUCGUACGAGGACUGCUGUGGGACCCGCUGCUGUGUCCGAGCCCUCUCCAUCCAGCGGCUAUGGUACUUCUGGUUGAUGCUGAUGAUGGGUGUGCUAUUCUGCUGCGGAGCGGGCAUCUUCUUCCGCAGGUGCAUUCACCCCUCGCCCCUCAGCGACGAGCACGCCUUCAACGUCUCCUUUACCAGGCAGCCUGUAUCCACGCCAGUAUCCCAGCAGCCUGGCAUGGUAGGCUAUGGCGACCCCGGCGGCGUCAUGACUUCCCCCCUCAGCCCCGUCUACCCCAUCCAGCCCGGCCCCGCCCAUAUGAUGAACGACUACCCUCCACCGCCCUCGUACUGCAACCACCCACCCCCGCCUUACGAACAGAUUUUCCGGACACCAGAGAAGAAGUUGCAACUGGAUCACGUUUCACUGAGGAGCUCAAGGACAUUGUAUACUGUACCUUCGAAGUAUUCACAUCCCCUGUCUUUUUCCACAUUUAGUUGUUACAAAGUGGGAUUAAAAUGAUCUGUCUUUUUUUUGUGUCAACGAUCUACACAAAAUAUUCUACAGCCACCACUAGGCUUGACGAUAUGGAGAGGGGUACUCAGUAAUGCAAUGUUUGGGGCAAAUCCAAUACAAAACUCUUUGUUUUCAGGACAAAAAGUGAAUUGCUUUGCCAAUUUUUU